AUGUCCGUUGAUGGUCGUACAAUCCUCGAAAAGAUUUGGAAUCCGCAUGCGUGUUUCGUGAACAGUAAAUUGGCAAACAUCCAUUCUAGCCCGUUCAAGAACAUUUUCCUACAGAUUUACAGUAACGGCAGCAUCUGGUACAACUACCGUAUCAAACUCACAGGACCAUGCUCAAACACAUUAAGGUUAGUUGAUCGUACAGUAAGCUGGUAUCACGCCUGCGAGGACGUGAGUUUGGAGCAGACAUAUAACCGUUUUAAUAGCUCAGAACAGACAUGUAGUUGGGUGCUCAAGGGGGGCUAG
This is a messenger RNA of Cooperia oncophora, 303 nucleotides long. The record is from the annotation of a GenBank genome assembly. Lineage: Eukaryota; Metazoa; Nematoda; Chromadorea; Rhabditida; Trichostrongylidae.